This is a messenger RNA of Spirodela intermedia, 1508 nucleotides long. NCBI's taxonomy places the organism in Eukaryota, Viridiplantae, Streptophyta, Magnoliopsida, Alismatales, Araceae. The record is from the annotation of a GenBank genome assembly.
AUGGCAGCGACGGCGACAGCGACAGCGACGGCGACUUUGCCGGUGGCCCCCGUCAUGAAAGAGGAGAUCCCAGCAUCCCAGCUCUGGAACUCCAACCGUACCCGUACUACUCGAGGUUUAUAACUUGCACCCAUAACCUGUUUGCGAAUAUGCCCCAAGGGGAUGAGCUCGCUUCAGUUGAUGAACAUGUGAUUAGAUGGAGAUGGAGAUGGAAUGGUUCGUUUUAGGUGGUGGGUUUUCUCACGCAGCCAAGAACCUGCCAAUCCUUUGAUAUGUUGUUGUCACGGUCCUUUCCUGAACCUGGGUUCUUGCUUGAUUAGGAAAGGCGGAUGAGCUCUACCUGGGGUACGAGAGGUGGCUGCCCGCCGCGCCGAAGGUGAAGAAACCGAGAUCGAUCUACAAUGCGGCCUCUUUGGCCUACCUGGGGGAUGGCAUAUACGAGGUAUGGGGCUGCGGCGGUUUGUCUCUUCCAGUGAGACUUCUAAAGACAAACCCAGCCUUCUUUGUCUUGACCUUCGCUUCGCUCAUUUCCUAUCCUGUUCUUGCCCAUUUUUCUCCUUCUUUUGAUGCUCCCCAGAGUCUUUACCUUUCAUCUGCAGUUUUCUGCGCCGCCGGGUUUGAUAUCGACGAAUAAAAGAAGACGUAUUCUAUCUGGAAAUCGAUAAUUAUCUUAGAAAUCUGAUGCGGCCGCUUCUUAUAGAAAAAGUCUUCUAAGGCAGUUGACUUUGUGCGAUGUUCUUCCUGCGCUCGCAAUUAUAUAACGCGCCGCAGCGCUUUCUGUGACGUUCUUCUCUCUGCAGCUCUACGCCCGCAGGCACUUUUUGUUCCCCCCGAAGAGCAUCGACGUAUACAACGAACGUGUGAUGGCGAUCGUACGGUGCGAAGCGCAGGUUCGGACGGAUGUUUGAGAGAUUUCUCUUUCUCUCUCUAAGGCUCCCUGUUCCAUCACAUAAUCCACCGCCCCCGAGUCUUAUCAGUCUUCAAGAACAUCUUCAGAGCUCAGCCUCCUACCUACCCACUAACGUUACGCUCGAUGUGGCAGGAUGCAUUGCUGAAAAAGCUGAUGAACGAGGACUACCUUACAGAGGAAGAGAGGUAACCAGAGCUCCCCAUCCCCCAUAUGCUUGGAGAGAUGAGAUUCCGCCAUUGAAAUCCUCUUCUCCACAGAGACAUUCUUCGGUGGGGGAAGAACAUCGCAUCCGGCAAGACCCGGACGAAGAAGCGGGCCGGCAUGCAGGUCUACAGCCGGGCAUCCUCCCUCGAAACCCUCGUAAGAAACACUUUUCUUGUUCACUCUUCCCCCCACAGCGGGAGAUCCCUCUAUCUAAGGAAAGAAAGAAAGAACCCACAUGCUGAUCUCCCCCUCUGAACCUGUUCGGCAGAUCGGGUUUCUCUACCUCACCGACGUGAAGCGAUUGGAGGACCUGAUGCGGAGACUGGGGUUCUCGGCCGGCGCCCCUCCCCCGGAUCAUAUCAUGGAGGAGGUGGGGAGUCAACGUCCCGAAUGA